Messenger RNA from Rhinichthys klamathensis goyatoka, 1379 nucleotides. RefSeq names its product SPARC-like 2 (gene sparcl2). The transcript has 9 exons. Gene Ontology annotation, biological process: anatomical structure development. Bases 126 to 914 code for a protein of 262 amino acids. The record is from RefSeq and is a predicted model, not a curated record. NCBI's taxonomy places the organism in Eukaryota, Metazoa, Chordata, Actinopteri, Cypriniformes, Leuciscidae. Gene Ontology annotation, molecular function: calcium ion binding; collagen binding; protein binding.
UUACAGGCCAAAAAACAGAUGGAAGAACGCAGUACAGAGUAGGAGGAGAGAAAAGAGAGAGUUCAGGUUUGCACAGUGACUUUAGAUGUUUUUCACAGAGAUCCAUAAACGUCCUUCUGUGAGCCAUGCACCUGCUCCAUCAUCUGUUGUUCUUGACAAUGGCCUUUCACCUUGUUUUUGUCAUGAAGGGUGGAAGAGCCCAGCGUAAACAGAGGCAGGCUGAAGAAAAGUUAAGGCCAUAUUUGGGCAGAGUGGAUCCAGAAUCACUGUGUCAGUUGUUGAAAUGUCACAGUCCUAUUGGUUCCUUGUGUCAAGUAGUACAGGAGGGGGGAGUUCUCGCCCCUAAAUGUGUGUGUCCAAAGACCUGCCCACGGCAGGGGGCACCAGUGUGCAGUGUUUUGGGGAAGACGUACAGCAACGAGUGUCUGCUUCACAAGGAGGCCUGCCACAAAAAACGGCGCAUUGGCAAGGCACAUAGUGGAGCUUGUCUGGUGAGCAGGGCAGAGUGUUCUCAGGAAGAGUUCGGUCAGUUCCCGUACCGUCUGCUGGACUGGUUCUUACUCCUCAGCAGAAUGGGAGAAAGAUACACACCACCGGCACCCUCGCAAAGAUGCCUCACACACACACAGCGAACCCAGCUCGCACAGAGGAGGUUUGUUCUGUUGGAUCGUAACAGGGACGGGAAGCUAAGCAGGAGAGAUCUAAGAAAGCUUCACUAUAAGCGGAUGCCACUGGAGCACUGCGCUCAAAGAUUCUUCCAGUCAUGUGACAAGAACAAGAAUAAGAAGGUGACCCUGAGGGAGUGGACAUCCUGUCUGGUUAACCGGUCAGAACGCUGGUUUCAGGAUUUCAUGUCCGUGAAGAUGGGCUCACCAAAGCUGUGUCCUGUCCUAGACAACAACCUUUUAAUUUAGAUGUUUUAUCUGUGUGGAAUCAUAUUGUAAAGUACCGAUGAAACAGAAUCCUGAUCCGGUCCAUUACUGAUUAUCAAAAUCUGUAAUUAUUUGAUUUUUUUUCUAUAAAAAUGAUUAUAAAUCCUUAUAGUAUUAUUCAAAUGUAGUAUUUUUGUUAUAUGGAGGUAUAUGUAGGAACAAUAUGAAAAGUGGGGGAACUAAUAAUAAUUAUAAGCUUGACUAAUAAUGAAUAUUAAUUAAUUAGGUGACAUAACAUUCUCCUAGCAGUUAUAUGAUGGGAACAGCUAUCUAUUAUCAUUCCUAUGCUCUCCAAUGCUGCAUUUAUUUGAUGAAAAAUACAGUAAAAACUGUAAUAAUGUAAUAAAUGACUAUUUGAUUAUAUUUAAAAAUGUAAUUUAUUCCUGUGAUGGCAUAUACUGUAUAUACACAUUGGGCAUAUUACAAUGAUUUCCGAAGAAUUCAUGA